Molecule: messenger RNA, 721 nt
Organism: Leptopilina heterotoma
Lineage: Eukaryota; Metazoa; Arthropoda; Insecta; Hymenoptera; Figitidae
Exons: 3
Coding region: 172-594 (140 amino acids)
Source: RefSeq, a predicted model, not a curated record
UUGAUCUACAUAGAAAUCUUAGUCCUUAUUGUCCACAAUUCUUUUAAGUUUCAAGUGCUAAACGUGGACCACAAACAAAAAGGGAAAUUUAUUGAGGAAAAAAAUCCCUAGCGCAAAAAAACAAUUAGAAAAAUUUUAAACAAUUUAAUUUUUAAAAGCAUAUUAGUAAAAAUGCCAUUUUUUAAAAAAGUGAUUCUUCUAUUUGUUUCUAUAAAUUUUUGUUUCGCCGACGACGAACUGCCCCUGAGUGUUGAGGACCACAACACGACGACUGUAAUGCCAAGUGGUCGUCAGUUAGGCGUCAUUUCUUUCUUACAAAAACUGAUACCGACUCAAGACCCAAAAACGUACAUAUCAUUACCAUUUAAUCAAAGAUGCCCAUUGUGCGACAGUUCAGUUUAUUCCUAUUGUGGAGAAAGACUUUUGCACGACGCCUGCUGUUGUACUAAGACAUCUAAUUAUCAAUUACCCUAUCAAUGUCAACUCGCCGAUUGCAGCUUUCUACACGCGAAUACUUGUCGCGAACAUCGAUUAAUAGCCAAUUGUUGUUGCAGCGAUGAAUAUCGUUCGGUUUUGAAAAGUUUCAAAUAUUAAUGCGAAUGCCUACCAUGACGCCUUAGUAUAAUAAUUUUAGAUUACAACACAAUAAAAUAUUUAUGAUUAUAUAUGUUAAAUAUUUUUAAUUAUUAAAUUAUUAAUAAUAAUAAAUUAUCGAAAAAAA